Molecule: messenger RNA, 2694 nt
Organism: Electrophorus electricus (electric eel)
Lineage: Eukaryota; Metazoa; Chordata; Actinopteri; Gymnotiformes; Gymnotidae
Gene: srpk3
Product: SRSF protein kinase 3
Biological process (GO): intracellular signal transduction; regulation of mRNA processing; spliceosomal complex assembly
Cellular component (GO): nucleus; cytoplasm
Molecular function (GO): protein serine/threonine kinase activity; ATP binding
Source: RefSeq, a predicted model, not a curated record
CCUCAGCUCUGCGCAUGCGCAGACAGAAGUCCAGAAAGUCUGCGUGCGGUGACAGCUGCCCUGAUGAUAUCGACGAACGUGUCCGGCGGUAACGACCUCCCGCAGGGCAACCACGGCAAAAGGCAUAAAAAGAAAAACAAGAAACACCGCAAAGCGACCGGGGAGGUCAUCUCGAGUUUGGAAAUCGGGUCUGAAAUCCCGACCUCGGAUGAACUGUGCCACAUCCUGACUGUCCACAGACCCAACACUCCUCCAGACACAGCCCCCUCCCCACCUCCCAACCUCUCCCAGAGCCCGCCAGACCUGCAGCCUGUGACCCCUGACCUCCACUCACUCCCCAUCCCAGUCCCAGUGACAUCACUUCCCUCACCCAGCGUUCUGUCAUCACCAGAGAGGCCGGCGGCUUUCAUAGCUCCAUCACGAGGCCUGCCUUCUCUUUUCUCCACAACUCCUCCUACUCCAUCAGCACCAUCCAAUGAGACAACCCCACCACAGGCUCUCAGUCCUCCCCCGCCAAACUUUAGUCCGCCUCCAGCAGAACUACUGGGGUCAGAUGAUGAAGAGCAGGAAAAUCCAUCAGAUUACUGUAAAGGAGGCUAUUACCCAGUGAAGAUUGGAGACCUGUUUAAUGGCAGAUACCAUGUCGUCAGGAAGCUAGGAUGGGGCCACUUCUCCACUGUGUGGCUGUGCUGGGACCUUCAGAGGAAACGAUUUGUGGCCCUAAAAGUGGUUAAGAGUGCGCCACAUUACACAGAAACUGCACUGGAUGAGAUUAAACUUUUAAAAUGUGUUCGAGACAGUGACCCCACUGACCCCAAACGGGAGACGAUAGUUCAGCUCAUUGACGAUUUCAAGAUAUCGGGAGUCAAUGGCGUCCAUGUGUGUAUGGUGCUGGAGGUACUUGGACACCAGCUGUUGAAAUGGAUCAUCAAAUCCAACUACAUGGGUCUGCCUCUGGUGUGUGUGAAAAGCAUCCUGCGUCAGGUGUUGCAGGGUCUGGAUUAUCUACACACCAAAUGCAAGAUCAUCCAUACAGACAUAAAGCCAGAGAACAUCCUGCUGGAUGUGACAGAUGUGUACGUGAGGAGGCUAGCAGCAGAGGCCACCCUGUGGCAGAAGGCUGGAGCUCCGCCUCCCUCUGGCUCCUCGGUUAGCACGGCUCCAAGGGACAAACAGGCAGGUAAGUUGUCGAAGAACAAGAAGAAGAAGUUGAAGCGGAAAGCUAAGCGGCAGCAGAGGCUGCUAGAUGAGAGGCUGCAUGACCUGCAGAGGAUGGAGGAGCUGGACGGACUCGUGCCGGUGGAACGUUCCGCAAACACACGGACGUUCUUGAGGCUCAGUGAAAAUGGGGAGGAGACAGACGCCGCACAUGCACAGAGGAACAGUAAUGGAUACCAUGCCCCAGGUGCUAAAGGCAGUCCAGAGUCUGGCUCAUCCUGGCUUGAGGAGGGUUGUAAUGGCUAUGGGCCCCUGCGAUUCUCCAGUCCUGGAUCGGCGCUCUCUGGCACGUCCGGAUCCAUCCUGUCUGCUACCUCCGAGUCUGCACUCUCCACACUUUCUGGAUACUCCACGGAGAGAGACAGUCAGCGUUCCCUGCUCUCUCCCAACACAUUCAGUGCAGCAGACUUCUUGGUAAACCCUCUGGAACCACAGAACGCAGAUAAAAUCCGGAUCAAAAUUGCAGACUUGGGCAACGCCUGCUGGGUGCACAAGCACUUCACAGAGGAUAUUCAGACCCGGCAGUACCGGGCCGUGGAGGUGCUGAUCGGUGCUGAAUACGGCCCGCCGGCCGACAUCUGGAGCACGGCAUGCAUGGCCUUCGAGUUGGCCACAGGCGACUAUCUGUUUGAGCCGCAUUCAGGGGAAGACUACACUCGGGAUGAAGAUCACUUAGCUCAUAUCAUUGAGCUCCUUGGCCCUAUUCCCACACAGUUCGCUCUCUCAGGCAGAUACUCUCGCGAGUACUUCAACCGCAGAGGUGAGCUGCGGCACAUCAGUAACCUGAAGCCGUGGGGCCUGUUUGAGGUGCUGCUGGAGAAGUACGAGUGGCCACUGGAACAGGCGGCACAGUUCAGCGACUUCCUCCUUACCAUGCUAGAGUUCAUACCAGAGAAACGAGCUACAGCAGGAGCCUGCCUGCAGCAUCCCUGGAUCAGCUCCUAAUGUGCGCACACGUCCUCUCACUCUCCUGAAACCACACUCCCACCACCCUGUUUGUGCAGUUGUCUAUAAGGUCAAUUUAGCAACCUGCCCAAAAGGUAAAUACACUAAAUACACACUCUUGGGAAUGUAUUGUGUCAGCAUUAAGACAAAACCACACUGAAGAAACAAUAUUCUGAGCACACAAUAUUCUUAGGUAGAACCUCAAAUAUAUAUAUAUAAUUUUUAUAUACAUAUAUAUUUAAAGAAGCAUUGAGCGCUCUACAUGGUGGAGCUGACAGUCUGUAGUUAUGUCAAUGGUUUUCAUCAUAGUCAUCUCCAUGUGCUGGACGGUCGUGUUUAAAUGUUUCAAUAGUGCCUUGACAUGCCCUAAGAAAGAUUAAAAAAAAAAAAAAGUUUUAAAUUAUGCCUUCACCUUUUUUUAUUUGUUGGCAGUGUGAGGAAUGCUUGUUGUCUGUGACCAUCCAACACUAUAUGUAUGAAGAGAAAGUCAUGAAUCUGUGUACUACUGAAAUAAACCGUCAUACUAUCACA